GCUUACUAAGGAACGAGUGCUGCGUCUUCGCUCCCAUGAUCGUUAUCGAUUGAACCGAUCCUCACUAUAUCGCCCAUAGUGUCCACUACACGCAUAUAAAUGGCUGAUGUGUCGGAUAAGGUCGGAUCUGUGGCUGACCAGAUCGUCGAUCCUAGCGGAUCUGAAGAACCCCCCCCAGACGAGCUGAAUGCAGUUGCCAGAGAGAACGCGUUGAAGGUUGAACGUAAUCGCAGGCGUGCUGAGAGACGUGCUGAUGUCGCGGACUUAGCGGCCGUGUCCGACGACGAGCCGUUGAUUGAGGUGACCUCUCGAACUACUUCUCCCGCUCCUGCUCCCCCAGAGACUCCAUCUUCCGUUGAUCCAUCCUCAUCUUUGGCCACGCACCCUGCCUUGCAAAACAUUGACAUCAUACGCACAAUUUGCUUAUACGUUCACGACGGGUCGCUUCCUGCCCUUGCAUCUACAUGCCGCAUCUUUGAGCACCCGGCGCUUGAUGUCCUCUGGAGGAAUCUGCAGUCCGUGCAGCCUCUUGUCAAAUGUCUACCAAGCGACCUGUUUUCCAUUGAAAAAGGACAUAUAGUAUUACUAAAACCGCUCGACACCAAGAUGUGGGAUAUUCUUCACAAAUACACAUCCCGCGUGCAUUCCAUCACGCAAUCAGGCCGCUUGGCAGUCAUCGAGCCCCUCGGUUCGGUAAUGCUGUCUUGUCCUUCCGCACCUGCAUCCUUGUUUCCGAACCUUCGCAGAUUAAUAUGGCAUGAUGCUGAUGGAACACAUUGCGCUGCAGAGUUCUUGCGCAUGGCUUUAGUACCCACGUUGGAGUACUUGAAGAUACAGAUUUCUUCAGCUUCCUCCAUCUUUCUGUCAGUUCUUUCGUCUCUUGGGACCUUUUGUCCUAACCUCCAGACAAUGAUCGUGAACCUGAGUCCAUCUGCAAUCAAUCGUGACGACUUGCUUCAGAAAGCCUCACCCUUCAUUUCCCAAUCCAUUUCCCAGCUCCAGCGUCUCCAGCGAUUGUUUGUAUGGGACUUAGGAAACCAAGGCAUGAAGCACGUUAUGCAGCUGCAAGCUCUACAGAGACUGUGGUUGGACUUGAGCGUACCAUCAACUUGGGGCAAACGGUCACAUUUGCGGUUCCCCGGCUUUCAAAAUUUGGAUCGUUUGGACCUUUUCAUCGACAAUCUCGAGCACGCCACGGACUUCUUGAGUUCGCUUCAGGUCAUUAGAUGCAAAAAAAUUACGAUCCACUUCGAACUCACCACUGUCAAUUCCUCCGCAAGUAAAUCUACGACGCCAUCCCCGUUCUUCAGUAUUCUCGGGAAGAUAUGCGACCAUGACAAUCUUGAGUCCUUCGCGAUUCCUGAAACUCCGGAAAACAUCCACACGAAACCGAGCGUCUUCGCGCCAUUGCAUAAAUGCCGCAAUUUGACUCGGCUGCUCAUUGAGCACAGCUGGAAAAUUUCUAUGACCGAUCAGGAGCUCUGCCAGCUGGUGAGAGGCUGGCCUAAGCUCCAAGUGCUCAGCUUCAGCAAGUUUGUCACCAUCGAUGAUACCACAAUACCUACAUUCCACGGGCUGAUCAGCCUACUUCAGCUCUGCCCUGCUCUGACUUCUCUCACUCUUGUCGUGGACGCCACCACGCUGGACGGUAUAGAUUUCAGAUCGCCCGGUGGUGGAGCUUGCAGUAGGGAUCUCAAAGAGCUCGUCCUCAGCAAUUCACCCAUUAAAUCCCCGCUAAACGUAGCUCUAAUCUUUAGCGGCCUCUUCCCCAACCUACAAGAGGUUGAUCUUGAUUGUUGGGAUUCAGCCCCAGCGACUUUGCCGCGCCAGAGCCAGGCAGUGAAGAAACAAUGGGAGGAAGUGAACCUCACCCUUUUCAGCUUCAGCGUCGUAAAGGAGCGACGUGUGGAAGUAUAAUGAUGUCGUCCGACUUUUGGACUGGUACGUUUGAAUAAUUACCUACUCAUUUUCAAGCUUUUCUAUGCCUGAAUUUCAUAGCCUGAUUCAUCAACUACAUCUAAAGGGUCUUUUCAGUCACUAACAAUAGACGUUGUCUAAGCGCCA
This is a messenger RNA of Suillus clintonianus, 2064 nucleotides long. RefSeq lists its product as uncharacterized. The coding region runs from base 100 to 1917 and encodes 605 amino acids. NCBI's taxonomy places the organism in Eukaryota, Fungi, Basidiomycota, Agaricomycetes, Boletales, Suillaceae. The record is from RefSeq and is a predicted model, not a curated record. The transcript is spliced from 2 exons.